Trifolium pratense (red clover) is the source of this 3774-nucleotide messenger RNA. RefSeq names its product pentatricopeptide repeat-containing protein At1g62670, mitochondrial-like. The record is from RefSeq and is a predicted model, not a curated record. Gene Ontology annotation, molecular function: protein binding. NCBI's taxonomy places the organism in Eukaryota, Viridiplantae, Streptophyta, Magnoliopsida, Fabales, Fabaceae. The coding region runs from base 935 to 2566 and encodes 543 amino acids. The transcript is spliced from 2 exons.
CCACACCAUCAUACCGUCCUAAUUACAGAAUCAACCAUUGUUCUUCUCAGACUCCCUUCACUGUGAAUGUUAUCCUUAACCUUAAUCAACCUCCAAUUUAAUAUAAUUCACAAAAAAAACUCUAAUUUAAUAGCACCCCUAUUCAUAUAAUUGACUGUUCCGAUGAGUUCACACAACCCAAGACAAACACAACACAAUUUCUUAAUCAAUCUCCAAGCUUUCUUGCUGUGUGAUACCAACCCCCACAACGUAUAUGAAAUGCCAAGAACCGACAAGCGAUAACCGACAUCGAUUAUUGGGAAGAUGAAGGAAAAUACAAUAAAGUUGAUUUGACCAACGUUGAUUUAGAAGGAUUGUCUGUAAUGCUUUUGACUAUGGAUUACAAAAUGAGGGCGGUGGUGGUGAUGUGGUGCUCCCCAAAAACGGAUGGCAGUGAUGGCGGUGAUUACGGAAAAACGAUAUAACAUCACGUCGUUUAACUCCUACAGCUUACGUGGAUAAAACAAUACAAAUGUCAACUUUUGAUUAGAGAACAGUAAAAACUGUAGGUAUGGAACAGUGUAUAAGUUUUGUCCUUAUUAUUUUGUUGUUGUUGAUGUUAUUAUUAUAAUUUUGAUAAUACUAAUGAUUUUUCAACAUUAUAAUAUAAAAUACCGCAUAACAACCGUGCGACACGUGCGACACGGGUGUGAGACUAGUAAUGUAGAAAAUGAAAAGAAUUGAAAUGGAGAAGAUACUAACCAGGAUAAUACUAUAAUAUAAAAGGUAAAAAAAAAAAAAAGUAACUUGGUUUUUUUUGACAAAAGUAACUUAUGCAUUAAAAAUAUAAUAUUUCAUUAACAAGUCUCUAAAGUCUAAACAGUGUGUAGUCCAUUCCAAUUGAAAAUGAAACCCUAAAUUGAAGCUCCGUUUGUUCCUCUCCAUCAUCGCUCAAAUGUCAUUCUUAAGGUUCACCUUUCGAUCUUCUUCUUCUUCUUCUUCUUCUUCCAUUUCUUACUUAAGGCGAUUUUACUCUCACUAUCCAUUUCAUGUUAAUAAUGCUGUUGAUAAUGCUGUUUCUUCAUUCCAUAGCUUGCUUCGUAUGAAUCCAACCCCAUCCAUUGUUGAAUUUUGCAAGAUUUUAACUUCCCUUGUUAAGAUGAAACAUUAUCCCACUGCUAUUUCCCUUUCUAACCAAUUACAAUUCAAUGGAAUUAUGCCUAAUGAUGUUACUUUCAAUAUAUUGAUCAAUUGUUACUGCCACCUUCGUCAAAUGUCUUUUGCCUUUUCUCUAUUGGCUAAGAUUCUCAAGUUGGGUUAUCAGCCUGAUGUCAUAACUUUAACUACUCUUAUCAAAGGGCUGUGUUUUAACGGUAAGGUGAAGGAAGCACUGCAUUUUCACGACCAUGUGGUUGCACAUGGAUUUCACCUCGACCAUGUUAGCUACGGGACCUUGAUCAAUGGACUCUGUAAAAUUGGGGAAACAAGGGCUGCCUUGCAAGUUCUAAGACGAAUUGAAGGGAAAUUGGUCAAGCCUGAUGCAGUAAUGUACAACACAAUUAUUGAUAGUUUGUGUAAAGAUAAGCUUUUAAUAGAUGCUAAGGAUUUAUAUUCUGAAAUGAUUGCAAAGAAUAUUUCUCCUAAUGUUUUCACUUACACUUCUCUAAUAUAUGGAUUUUGCAUUGUUGGUCAAUUGAAAGAAGCAUUUGAUUUGUUCCAUGAAAUGCCAUUGAAAAACAUCAACCCAGGUGUUUAUACUUUUACUACACUGGUCGAUGCUCUAUGUAAAGAAGGAAAGGUGAAACAAGCUAAAAAUGUGAUAGCUGUGAUGAUGAAAGCAGGCGUGGAACCUAAUGUUGCUACAUACAGUUCAUUAAUGGAUGGGUAUUGCCUAAUCAAUGAAGUGAAGAAGGCCAAAGUUAUAUUCAACACUAUGGCCCAAAGAGGAGUGAUGCCCGAUGUUCAUUGCUAUAGUGUCGUGAUUAAUGGGCUGUGUAAAAUUAAAAUGAUGGAUGAAGCCAUAAAUCUAUUUAAAGAAAUGCAAGACAAGAAGAUUAUUCCUAAUACAGUGACUUACAAUUCUCUUAUUGAUGGUUUGUGCAAAUCAGGGAGAAUUUCUCAUGCAUGGGAACUUUUUGAUCAAAUGCAUGAUAGAGGUCAACCUGCUAAUAUAAUCACUUACAAUUCCUUAUUACAUGCUCUAUGUAAAAACCAUCAUGUUGACAAGGCAAUUGCAUUGGUCAAGAAAAUUAAAAUCCAAGGUGUUCAACCAGAUAUGAUCACAUACAGUAUACUUAUUGAUGGACUAUGCAAGGAAGGGAGACUUAGGAACGCACAAGAGAUUUUUCAGGAUCUUUUGAUUAAAGGCUAUAAUGUAACAGUCCGGACAUAUAAUAUUAUGAUCAAUGGUCUUUGUAAAGAGGGUUUGUUUGAUGAAGUAAAGGCCUUGUUGUCAAAAAUGGAGGAUAAUGGUAUCAUUCCUAAUGCUGUAACUUAUGAAACUAUUAUUUGUGCUCUCUUUCAUAAAGAUGAGAAUGAAAAGGCGGAGAAACUUCUUCGUGAAAUGAUUGCUAGAGGACUAUUGUAACAGUAACUAUAGUUAUCCUUUAUAUUUGCAUUGUACUGUCAAUCAGCUUCAUGGUUGUUAUCAGAAUGUAUCCUGCUCGAGUAUCAUAAGCAGUGGUGGUGAAGUUAAAGUGUGUUGGUCUGUUGUUAAGCUUCAGAGGUCAUUUUCUUGUCCUUAGUGUAGUAGUGGCAGACUUGCCUAUGCAGGAAAAGCAGAUUACAAAGGUGUUAACUAAUAGAGGAAGGCUUUUAGUGUUGGGGCUGAAUUGCACAGAGUGGAAGUAGCACGGGUAAGUAGAGGCUUUUCGAAGGAUGGGUGUGAAGGUAUUGGGGGAGGCAACUUGGAUAUUGUGUUUCGAAACUUGGUAAUUCUUAAGUGUUGGUACAUUGAUAGAUUGGUUACUGAGUUUUUAGUUUUGAUUUCAAUUGUACAUUGAAUGGCUGAACUCAGUAUUGUGUUGUAAGAGUGCAUUUGGCUUCAGCCUGUUAUGCUGAGACAAUCCUGCAAAUUUAUGCAGGUGGCAAGCAUUUUAGAACUUGAUGAUCUAUCUAGUACCUACUGUGAUUGUUUUGAAGUACAUAUUGUGUUUAAUCUGGUUUGUUGCGCUCUAUCAGACCACUCAAGUUACGCUGUGUGGGUGGAGUGUGUUAAGAGUCUCACCUUAUAUAAUAUAAGGUCUGAAAAUAAUUUUAUAAUUGGGCUAGGACUGUUCAGUUCAGAUAGAUAACUAAACCGAACCAUAACAAUGGUUCAGAAGAACUGAACCGAAAUGCUAUAGUUUUCCUCCGAACCGAACUGAACCGGAUUAAUGGUUCGGUGAACCAGUUCUUAAUUUCGAACCAAACUGUUGUCAUACAAUUUUUUUUCCAAACCAAACUGUAUUUUUUGGGUGAACCGAACUGUGUUUAAGACGUCCUUAUGUUGCUAGUAAUAAUAAUGUAACAUCAUAUUUAAAGCUUUACCACAAGAUGUAUUCUGGCCUUCUAUGAUUCUUGAAUUUCAUUUGGACCGUAACUCUAUUCUAUUUUAGCCGACUGUGAAGUUUAUCAUGCAAAUAUAUUCACAAAGCUGCCAUAUUCUGUGAGCUCAGGUUCUCUCCAUAUGCAAGUUUUUGGUAUGUUUACUAACUCUUCCUUUGUUUCAGGCUCAAAGGGAUGAAAUAAUAUUAUGUUAUUGUAGAAUAUUUUUUGUCCCUAAAUCUAAAAAAAUGAGGUGAAAAAUAUCUGGUU